UUCACUGUUGUUAAAGGGAUUAUAAAAGUAAAAAAGUGAUUCUCAAUCAUGUAGAAAGCCAGCCAGACUGUAGUAGAGCGGGUCAUUUCAGGUGGCACAGUGUAUAUGGAUAAAAAAGAGGCUGUGUUGACAGUUUGAGCUGGUCAGGUUGGAUACUUGUUGCCUGUAUUAACCAUAUGAAUACAGUUCAAUCAAACAAUACGAAAUGACUGCACAGAAAGGACAGCGGAGCAGAAUGAACUUUGACCCACUGAGCCUUCACACAGUUACCCCAUCUGUCUGCCAUCAGGUUCGGGCCCUGUGCUUUUAGUCACCUCAGACUGCAGGUCUUGAGCCAUGUCUCUGGGCUCAGCCCUACUGAUCCGCCAUGUGGCUGGAGGCUGCUGCAGAGUGUGGUGUGGUGUUCCUCCACCGCUGGUCCACAUCAGAUUAGCCAGUGCAGCUGAGCCAGGCACAAGGACAACUAAUGAAGAACAACUCUGGGAGGCAGCAGGGCACCUGCCGUUCUCUGGAGCCAAAAUAGGAUCUUUCUUUCAGGAAAGACCAGUGCUGAAGAACCCAUUUCUAGAGGACGCCUUGCUAAGAGGAUACCUGAGGAGACACCUGCCUGAGGAGGCAGCUAUAUCUGACUUGCGUGCAUUUGGAGAGCGUAUGGCAAAUGAGGUGGACGCCUGGGGUCGGGAAUGUGAGGUAACUCCUCCACGGUUGGUGCACUUUGACCCCUGGGGUCGCAGAGUGGACCACAUCGUAACCUCCCCUGCCUGGAAACGCAUGAAAGACCUGUCGGCACAGGAAGGGCUGGUUGCCAUUGGCUAUGAGAGGUCAUUUGGGGAGUGGAGUCGUGUGUAUCAAAUGAGCAAGCUGUACAUCUUCUCUCCCUCCUCUGGUCUCUUCACAUGUCCGCUGGCCAUGACCGACGGAGCUGCUAAAGUAAUCCAGGUGUGUCAGAAAAAUUCCAUAGGUGUUUCAUGGCCAGUAGAUGAAGCCUACAGCCGCUUGACCACCCGGCAGCCUGAGCAUUUCUGGACAUCUGGACAGUGGAUGACUGAAAGACAGGGGGGAUCCGACGUGGCCAGUGGCACAGAGACGCUGGCUGUUCCCCAGACAGACGGUUCAUACAAAUUACACGGCUUCAAGUGGUUCACCUCUGCUACAGAUGCAGACAUGACUCUUACCCUGGCCAGAGUGCAGGACAGAACAGGAGCAACCACAACAGGCAGCAGGGGUUUGUCUUUGUUCUAUGCAGAAGUGAGUAGAGACGAGGAUGGCCGGCUGAAUGGUAUAGAGGUUCAGAGACUGAAAGACAAACUGGGCACAAGACAGAUGCCGACCGCUGAGUUACUGCUGGACGGCCUGCCGGCACACAGGCUCUCAGAGAAAGGAAGAGGUGUGGCCUCCAUAGCAAACAUGCUGACUAUAACCCGGAUACACAACAGCGUCUCUGCAGCAGCCGCAAUGAGAAGGGUGGUCCAGUUAGCUCGCGACUAUGCCACUCGCCGCACUGCCUUUGGAAAGCUCCUUAAAGACCACCCGCUGCACAUACAGACUCUCGCUAGGAUGGAGGUGGAGACUCGAGGAGCUUUCAUUCUGGUGAUGGAAGUGUGUCGUCUGUUGGGCCGAGAAGAAAGCGGAAUCGCGACCCAGCGUGACGCACACCUGCUGCGUUUGCUCACUCCUGUGGCCAAACUGUACACUGGAAAGCAGGCGGUGGCUGUUGUGUCGGAGGGUUUGGAAAGCUUCGGUGGACAGGGCUACAUUGAGGAUACUGGGUUGCCUGGAAUACUUCGCGAUACACAGGUUUUGAGUAUUUGGGAAGGAACGACGAAUGUUCUGUCUCUGGACGUGCUGCGCUGUGUGGCUCGUAGCUCAGGAAUGGUCUUUCAGGCUUACUUCACCCAUGCAAAGUCACUGCUUGCAGGUGCAUCAGGUGUUUCCACGUUGUCGCCGGCGGUGAAAGCAGUAAGUGGUGCUCUCUCUGAACUGGAGGACUUCCUUCAGGUCGCAGCUACAAAAGCACCUGGCUACUUAGAACUAGCAGCCAGAGACCUGGCCUACAGCCUGGCUCGCAUCUACACAGGUGCCCUUCUCAUUGACCAUGCCAGUUGGGAGGGAGCCUCUUCAUCUGACACCUAUGCAGCUCUCAGGUGGUGUGAACAGGACUUGUGCCCUGUGGCGACUAAACAGGCGGGAGGCUGCUAUGAUCUCAGCACAGCGCCACUUGAUGCUGCACUAGUGUAUGACCGGCCCAUCCAAGGCUGAAGGUUCACUGAUAACUGAUUAACCUCAACUUAGUUCUGUGACAAAUCUAGUCACUGUAUCCCUCAUUAUAUUUAAGUUUGUAGAUUACUUAGACAAUGUUUUAUAUAUAUAUAUAAAAAAAGAAAUAUGAAUAAAACCCACUUCUGUACAAGCACAGAAAACAAACUGAAAAUUGAGUAUCUAAAACAAUAUAGUCCUGUCAAAUGUGAUUUUGAUAUAUUUGAUAUUUACUUCUGUAUAUGAAGUAUCUGCAAUGUUUGUUUUUGUCUGCAAUAAAUAUGGAACUAUAGAUUUAAAAUGUAUACACUUUGAAGUGGAUAAAUGAAUCAUGGCCCCAUGCUUUUCACAUUCAAAGACAUGACUACUCCUGCUUUUAUUACACUUUAAGGGAAAGAUUUAGCAGAGAUCAACAAGCCACAAACUAGCCACAAACUAACCACAACCACAACUAGAGCACAGGUCAGAAGUAAAAGGAGCAGGAGGGAGUUUUACUACAGUGCAUGCUGCCUUCAAUACUGUUGGUAAAUUGCAUGCUUGGACUCCUAUAUAUUCUAUAGGACAGUGGUUCUCAACCUUUUUUCAGUGAUGUACCCCCUGUGAAAUAUUUUUUUCAGCCAUGUACCCCCUAACCAGAGCAAAGCAUUUUUGGUUGAAAAAAAGAUGUAAUACACAGCGCUCUGCCAUCAGUGUCUGAUUUAUUAAACUGUCAACACUGAAGAUUGCAUCGUUGCAUUGAAUUCAGUUCAUGAACUUACAAUUAUAUUUUAUUGAAUAUUUAUUAAAUAACUAUUUUUAAAGGAUUUUUGAAUGGAUGCUAAUUUUAAAUAUAUUUUAAAAAAUCUCACGUACCCCCAGGGGUACACGUACCCCCAUUUGAGAAUCACUGCUAUAGGAGGAUGGUCUAUUAUUAUUUUUCAGUAGCAUAUAUUAAAAAGUAUAUGAACAUUGCAGUUUUGCACAAUUUAAACACCAGCUAAUUCUUUGAAACGGCACUAUGAUUAAAUUAUAUUAUUAUUAUUAUAUUCCUUUAUUGAUCCCCAUGGGGAAAUUCGAGUGUUGCAGCAGCUCAACUACACAGACACAGACAAUAAAUACACAUA
This is a messenger RNA of Anoplopoma fimbria (sablefish), 3359 nucleotides long. Its product is annotated as acyl-CoA dehydrogenase family member 11-like. The transcript is spliced from 15 exons. Bases 337 to 2259 code for a protein of 640 amino acids. Gene Ontology annotation, molecular function: oxidoreductase activity, acting on the CH-CH group of donors. The record is from RefSeq and is a predicted model, not a curated record. Lineage: Eukaryota; Metazoa; Chordata; Actinopteri; Perciformes; Anoplopomatidae.